Molecule: messenger RNA, 1612 nt
Organism: Puntigrus tetrazona (Sumatra barb)
Lineage: Eukaryota; Metazoa; Chordata; Actinopteri; Cypriniformes; Cyprinidae
Gene: natd1
Product: protein NATD1
Exons: 3
Coding region: 111-545 (144 amino acids)
Source: RefSeq, a predicted model, not a curated record
UUUUUAAAGAGACCGCGCGUGUCAAAACAACGCGCCUGUCCUGAUUGGUCGGCGGCGGGCACGUGACUUCACAGCUGAUUUCCGCGGAUGGCGUGUUUUCGCAGGAUCAGAUGCUCGUCUUCACCUCUGCGAGGCAUGAAUGCGCCUCUCGUCGCCGUCGGAUCAGCCGUGGCUCACUGACACACUUCUCCCCCAGACAGCAGACGCACAGCAUGGCCCAGGCUGCCCAGAUGAACGUCCUCGAAAUCAACACCCCUCUCCGAGUGGAGCACGACAAGAAAAGACGACAAUUCAGCAUCCGACUGAACGGUUCCCAUGACAGGGCUGUUCUGCUGUACGAGUAUGUGGGCAAGAAGACCGUGGAUCUGCAGCAUACGGAGGUUCCUGAAGCUUACCGAGGACGAGAGAUCGCCAAACACCUCGCCAAGGCUGCAAUGGACUUUGUGGUAGAGGAGGACCUAAAAGCCCAUUUAACCUGCUGGUAUAUCCAGAAAUACGUCAAAGAAAACCCUCACCCCCAUUACCUGGAGCACGUCCUUCACUGAGAGCCAGAGAUGGGGGCAGUCUCCGUUCUAAUAGGAUGAUUUGGGAUUGGGUGGGAUGGGUAUCUUUUGGGAUUCCCUAAUCUGUCUGACUGGUCUUGAAACUCCACGAAAAAGAGAGGGAGAGAGAGGUGUAUUUAUUUGAUUGCGAGUGAGUGCGAUUUUUAAGCGGGGGAGAGAUCUGAAAAUACAAAGCGUUUUCUUAGGACAGAUAAGAGUGUGGACUUUGAGGUGGGCCAGUUUCCCAGUGACUUAAGCGGACUUUCAAGCCAAUCCAGAGAAAUGAGAGGAUCGUGACCCCUGUUAUGAACUCAAACGAAACUGUUUGAAGUGACCGUAAGAGUGACGUUAGACUCCAUAUGCCUCUCUGGCCUUACACCUUGAGAUUUAGUGGUGCUCACGAGAGAGAUACAUGUGUAUUCACAUGCGCAGAACGCGCACACUCAGCCUGGCGUGGAGUUUUAGGGACGUCACAAUCUAACCGUCCUGUCAGAAACGACUAUUUUCUUCAGUGCAUGUUCUAGGCUGAUCUUGUGCUUUUGCAUGUGUGUAUCUGUGUAUACUAUGGCCAGUGAGGAGCUCAGACUCUGGAGACAAUCGCCUGCCCAUAUAUUCGCCGGGCUGAACCUCUCAGGAUGCACACUUUAUAAAAACAAUAAAGCACCUCUGCAUAGGGGAUUCUGUUACAUGUGGUUGGAUGCAGUGUGUGUGUGAGAGAGAGCGCAUACGUGAGUAAGCCAAUAUGAGUGUAUGAAUGCCAGUGUAUGUUAGUUACUCCCAAAAUUCCCAGGGUCUUAUUAAAAGUCAGUUGAUUAACUGCCUUGAGCAAGAUCGGUUUGCAGGGUAGGCAGCAAACAGAGCAGACCAUCAUGCCAUGUUCUGUGCUGACACCAGUGAUGACAUAAUGAAGGCUAUCUUCUUUUCUUUUUUUAUAUAUAAAGCAACUGGGCUCUGUUAUGUCAAAUCGUGAUGUAAUACAGAAUAAAGAUGCCUGAAAUUCAUCUGUUUUUACACACUUAUGUACUCUUAAUAUUACCAUCCAUUGUUUUGAAUAAAAAAAGAAAAAGUUA